Molecule: messenger RNA, 576 nt
Organism: Coniosporium apollinis CBS 100218
Lineage: Eukaryota; Fungi; Ascomycota; Dothideomycetes
Exons: 1
Coding region: 1-576 (191 amino acids)
Cellular component (GO): mitochondrion
Source: RefSeq, a predicted model, not a curated record
AUGGCCUUCCUCCAGCGCGAUACGAACGCACCAAGUUCCAGCGGCCCGUCAGAGAAGCCCCCAAAUCAGAUUCCGGCCGCCUCAAUCGCGCCACCCACCUCACCCUCCGCAUCACACGACUCCUCGCUCUUCUCGGUCCGCUCGCGAAGACAGCUCUCGCUCUUCUUCGCCGGCGCGACUUUCAUGACGCUCUCCAUUCUGACCACCCGCCGUGCCCUCGUCCGCAAACACACCUCUACACUGCCGCGCUUCUACCAGCCCUCGAAUCGGCCUUCCAACCCCGUGAAUGGGCCUCUCGAGGCUGUGGAAGCGCUAAGUCUGGCCACAGUCAACGUGCUCAGCUUCGGCAUGAUGAUGACGGGCGGGGCGCUGUGGGCGUUCGAUAUUAGCAGCAUGGAGGAGAUGCGGGCAAAGAUUCGGGCGGGCGUGCUAGGGGUCGAUGCGGAUGCUGGGAAGGCUGCGAGGGAGGCGGAGGAGGAGAUGGAGGAGUGGUUGGCGACGGUGUUGGCGAGGAAGGAGGACAAGGAGAAGAGGCGGAAAGAGGACGUGGUCAAGCGACGGGGAGAGGAUGAGUAG